Mesoplodon densirostris (Blainville's beaked whale) is the source of this 1989-nucleotide messenger RNA. It is a transcript of the gene OTUD7A, whose product is annotated as OTU deubiquitinase 7A. The record is from RefSeq and is a predicted model, not a curated record. Gene Ontology annotation, molecular function: K63-linked polyubiquitin modification-dependent protein binding; cysteine-type deubiquitinase activity. Gene Ontology annotation, biological process: protein deubiquitination involved in ubiquitin-dependent protein catabolic process; protein K11-linked deubiquitination; protein K48-linked deubiquitination. Gene Ontology annotation, cellular component: cytoplasm; nucleus. NCBI's taxonomy places the organism in Eukaryota, Metazoa, Chordata, Mammalia, Artiodactyla, Ziphiidae.
AUGGUCCUGACUGCCUGUGAUGGGAAUGGGGAUGGGGGGCCCUGGAAAGGGUCUCCUGUUGGGAACGGGCUGGAACAGCAGGACGGGCUCUUUCCUGUGCGUGGGAGAAGCAUGGUGAAGCUGGCCCCUGGGAGCAGCAGCUGCAAAAUCUGCACCCUGAUGGCCGCUCUGAAUGACCAUGGGCAGCUCCGACAGGUGGGGCCGGCAGGGGAGCUUAGUGCAGCCCCCGUGCGGCUGCUGCUCAGAGGGCAGAAAUGGGGUGGGGGGGUAGCCGUCUCCCCAUUCUCUGCCCCUGACAUCAACAAGGUCACCAGGGAGCUGAUCCCACCGGGCCGGAAGCUCCCGGCAGAUCCCAGACAAACCUCCUUGUCUACCUGCACGCUCCCUCCCCGGAAGGCUCACUGGGCCACCCCAGAAAGGUUUGACAGACUUCUGCUGUUCACCCUCAGGGCGCUAUUACCGCCUGACAGCAGGAGCUCCGUGAUCCCCCUGAAGGAUCCGGAGCACAAGCUGCUGCCUCUGCACUUUGCGGUGGACCCAGGGAAGGACUGGGAGUGGGGGGAAGACGACAACGAUAAUUCCUCUCUCUCUAGUCUGAUCCUGUCGCUAGAAGCCACGCUGAACCUUCUGCACAGCUACAUGAAUGUGACGUGGAUCCGGAUCCCCUCCGAGACCCGGGCCCCUCUGGCGCAGCCGGAGUCCCCGACGGCCUCGGCGCGGGAGGACGUGCAGUCCCUGACCGACUCGCUGGACUCGGACCGCGACUCGCUGUGCAGCAACUCCAACAGCAAGAACGGCAAGGACAAGGAGAAGGAGAAGCAGCGCAAGGACAAGGACAAGACCCGCGCGGACUCCGUGGGCUUCCAGCUGAAGAAGAACAUGGGCGGCCUGGUGCACGGCCCGAUGAGCUGCUCCAAGUCAGCCAACGGCAAUCACGGCGACGCGCCCGAGCGCGGCAAGGAGAAGGCCAGCGCGCGCAAGGGCAGCAAGGAGGAGUCGGGAGCCUCGGCCAGCACGUCGCCUUCGGAGAAGACCACGCCGUCGUCCACGGGCAAGGCAGCAGGCGCGUCGCCAGCCGACAAGGGCGGCGGGCCCCGCGGCGAUGCCUGGAAGUACAGCACGGACGUGAAGCUGAGCCUCCACAUCCUGCGCGCCGCCAUGGAGGGCGAGCGCAAGUUCAUCUGAGCCGGCCUGCUGCUCACCAGCCACCGGCACUAGUUCAACGAGGAGAUGAUCGGCUACUACCUGUCCAGCGCGCAGUAGCGCUUCAGCGCCGAGUAGCGGCGCCGCGACGCCUCCGCCGCCUCCACGGCCAAGGGGCCGCCGCGCAUGCCUGAGGCCGAGGGCGGGGUGAGGCUCGAGUGCGCCUCGCCGGGCCCCACGCAGCUGGUGCUCAAGCUCAAGGAGCGCCCGAACCCCGGUCGGCGGAGGGGGCACGGGCGGCGCGGCCUCCACGGGCCCCGGCGGCGGCGGCAGCGGCAGCGGCGCGCGGGCGCCAGCGGACCGGUCCCCGGGCAGCCCCCCAGGGGCAGCCCCCCGGCGCCGGGGCGCCAGAGCGUUAUCCACGUGGAGGCGGUGGGCGCGCGGGACAAGGCGUGCGCCCCCGCCGUGGGCGUGCUGCGGCCGUGCUCCUUGUACCCGCGGCAGAGUCGCGAGUUGUCGUCGCUGAUCUACAGCUCGGCGCGCGCCGCCGCCCUGCGCACGGUCAACACGGUCGAGUUCAUGGCGCCCGUCCCAGGGGCCUUGCCCGGCGCGGCGGGGGCGGCGGGCGUGGCCGAGCGCAAGUCGCAGACCUACGCCAACGGCUUCGGCUCGGCGCGCGACGGCCUGGAGUUCGCCGACGCGCCGGACGCGCGCUCGAACGGUGAGGGCGGCCCCCAGCGAGAGAAGUGCGCGUUCUACGGGCGCGCCGAGACCGAGCACUACUACUCGUACUGCUGCCGCGAGGAGCGGCGGCGGCGGCGCUGGGCGCCCGCGGCCCGGCCCUGA